This is a messenger RNA of Fundulus heteroclitus (mummichog), 2773 nucleotides long. Its product is annotated as protocadherin alpha-8-like. Gene Ontology annotation, biological process: homophilic cell-cell adhesion. Gene Ontology annotation, cellular component: plasma membrane. The record is from RefSeq and is a predicted model, not a curated record. Gene Ontology annotation, molecular function: calcium ion binding. The transcript has a single exon. The coding region runs from base 317 to 2680 and encodes 787 amino acids. NCBI's taxonomy places the organism in Eukaryota, Metazoa, Chordata, Actinopteri, Cyprinodontiformes, Fundulidae.
AAGGCAGGGACUGGACUUAAACACCCAUUGUUUCAACAACCUAAAAAUGUCUCUGUCUGUCACUUAGAAAUAGUUUAUACGAUUAUUAUUGAGAAAAAUAACUAGAAUAUGUAUUGUCCACUUGAGGUCGUUGCAAUAUAAUCUUCUUGCCUUAUGUCGUCCCCCUUCUGAGCAACCCUUUGUUUGCUGCUGCACAACGGAGGGUGCGUCGGAUGGAAGAACGGAGAUUGUAGAAGUCAUAGCACAGUCUGAUUUAGAAGAUUUAUUGGAUGCAACAAAAAUAAAUAAACUGGACUAUAUAUGGGACUGAGAAACCAUGGCGAUCCGGAGCAGAUCGAGUGACUACAGUUGGCGUGUUUGUCUUUUACAUCUUCUGCUGAUCGUAGCGAAGCAGGCUGCGGCUGAUCUGAGAUACUCUGUUCCGGAGGAGGUGAAGGAGGGAACCGUCGUUGGAAAUAUUGCCAAGGAUCUUGGUCUGGAAAAGGCACAUUUAACUGAUCGACGUCUGCGUAUUGCUUCGGGAUCAGAGGAUACUUUUUUCAGUGUUAACAUGGAUAACGGGGCCUUACAGGUUCGUAGAAAGAUUGACAGAGAGGAGCUUUGUCACGGCGGUGGCGCAUGCUUAAUGGAGCUAAAGAUCAUAGUAGAAAACCCGCUGGAAAUGCACCAUGUUGUUGUUGAAAUUACAGAUGUAAAUGAUCAUUCCCCAUUUUUUACAAAAACGAAUCAACAUUUUGAAAUAGCUGAACAUACGUCUGUAGGAACACAAUUUGAGCUGCAAGCGGCCCGUGACCCCGAUGCUGGAGUGAAUUCAAUCCGCUCAUACAAAUUAUCAUCAAAUGAUUAUUUUGAUAUAGAUCUAAGUCAAAGCGAUGAAGACAAAAUACCAUUUUUAGUGCUGAGGAAACCUUUAGACCGUGAACAAAAUGAUAAACUUUUAUUAAUUGUUACAGCAGUAGAUGGAGGAAAACCUCCGAGAUCAGGGACACUUAAUGUUUCAGUCACUGUUCUUGAUAGUAACGACAACCGUCCGUCCUUUAGCCAGGAGGUUUACCAGGUAGAAAUGUUUGAAAACGCUCCAAUUGGAACCAUUGUUACAAAAGUAAAUGCAAGAGACCCAGAUGAAGGAAAUAAUGGAGAAAUUGAGUACAGCAUUGCCAACACUUUGGCACCUAAAAUAUACAAUUUAUUUGAAUUGGAAAGCUUAACGGGUGAAAUUAAAUUAAAAGCAGCUCUGGAUUUUGAGGAAUCAGAAAUUUACAGAAUUGAUAUAGUAGCAUCAGACAAGGGGAUCCCUCCCUUAAGAGGAAGGUGUAGAGUGGUUGUAAAAAUAAAAGAUGUAAACGAUAACUCACCAAAGAUAGAUGUCACGUCUUUGUCAAAUACAAUAUCAGAAGAUUCAAAACCCGGAACAGUGAUUUCUCUCAUCAGUGUAACAGAUAAAGACUCAGAUGUUAAUGGAAAGAUUAUUUCACGCAUACUAAAUGAUGCACCUUUUGAAUUAAAGCCAUCCUAUAAGGAAAACAUAUAUUCACUUGUUACAAAAGAGCAUUUGGAUCGAGAGAAGGUGUCCCAUUAUGAAAUAUUAAUACAAGCCACUGAUUGUGGUGAUCCAGCCUUAUCUACAGUGAAAACACUCAGUAUUCAGAUCUCUGAUGUGAAUGACAACAGUCCUCGUUUUGAGAAAAGUGAGUUACAGUUUUAUUUAUCAGAAAAUAAUGCUGCUGGUACAUCUAUAUUUUCUGUCACUGCGACAGAUAUUGACAUGAAUGACAACGCAGCAAUUUCUUAUAAUAUUGUGAGAGAAGGAAGUAAAAAUGAUGUAACAGCAUUCUUAAAUAUAAACUCAGAAAAUGGACAGAUAUCUGCCCUAAAAAGUUUUGACUUUGAAACCCUGAAAACUUUCCGGUUCCAAGUUGUGGCCUCAGAUUCUGGGACUCCGUCCCUGAGCAGCAACGUGACAGUGAACGUGUUCAUCCUGGACCAGAACGACAACGCUCCAGUCAUCCUGUAUCCAGUCAGCUCCAACGGUUCUGCUGAAGGUGUGGAGGAGAUUCCCCACAAUGUGAACGCAGGACACUUGGUGACCAAAGUCAGAGCCUAUGACGCUGAUAUAGGAUAUAACGGCUGGUUGCUGUUUUCCCUGCAGGAAGUCACUGACCACAGCCUCUUUGGUUUGGACCGCUACACAGGACAGAUCAGAACCCUUCGCUCAUUCACAGAGACAGACGAGGCUGAGCAUAAACUGGUCAUCCUGGUCAAAGACAACGGCAACGUUUCCCUCUCAGCAACAGCUACUGUGAUUGUCAAGCUGGUGGAGCCCAAAGAGGCUUUUGCAGCUUCUGAUGUUAAAAGUGCAGCAAAGGAUGAUGAGGAUAAUAAUGUGACUUUUUACCUGAUGAUCACUCUGGGCUCAGUUUCAGUUCUGUUCAUCAUCAGCAUCAUCGUGCUGAUAGCAAUGCAGUGCUCCAAAUCCCCAGACUAUACUUCUAAAUAUCUCCAAGAGACUAAUUAUGAUGGGACCCUGUGUCACAGCAUCCAGUACAGAUCUGGAGACAAACGGUACAUGUUGGUUGGACCCAGGAUGAGCAUAGGAUCUACUAUAGUACCUGGAAGUCAUGCAAACACACUAGUGCUCCCUGACAGGAGGAGGACGUCUGAGGAGGUAAGGCUAUGUUAAUGUCCUUUUGGACAGUUUUGCCUAUAUUUUUCUUGGAUGUGUGCUUUCAGUUAUAAUCAUUGCUGUAUCAUGAUUUUUCUUAGUUGGGUUUGA